AUGAAAGUACUAAAUCAACACAAGUGUCAGAACCUCCAAAUUUCUAAUCUCCUAAACAAUUAUGGAACUGCUGCACUAUCAAAUAAACUAAAAACUGCUAAAAUACAAUUCUUGAAUAAGGAAGAUGAAGUGAAAUUUGUAGAUGUUGCUCCAGAAGAACAGACUGCUAAAUUGCAUGACGAAAAUUGA
Messenger RNA from Cetraspora pellucida, 189 nucleotides. The record is from the annotation of a GenBank genome assembly. Lineage: Eukaryota; Fungi; Glomeromycota; Glomeromycetes; Diversisporales; Gigasporaceae.